AUGGCCCUCUCCCUUCACCCAGAUAAGAACAAAUCAGUUGGUGCGGAUGGGGCAUUUCAAAUACUGUCACAGGCAUGGAGUGUACUAUCCGACAAAGAGAGCAGAAAUGGUUAUAAUCUGAAGAUAAACAUACUACCUCGGAAUCAAAGGGGUAGUGCUGCUUCAACUAGUGCUCAACAUAUGGCUUUCUCGACUUCUACUGAUCCAUCACGUUUUCCUCCGAGACCAACAGCAAGAUCUGUACCGCCGAGGUUUCCUGCAGUCGGAGUACCUAAUCCAUCCCCGCCUCCUAUGAAUGAUAAUAUGUCUUCAACAGGGACAUCUGCACCCAAAUUUUUUUCUUCAAAUCCAGCUGCUCACUAUCAGAAUGCAGCAGACUCAGUGCAGUCCAUGUCGAGUGCUACCCAGACAAAACCAAACACAUUUUGGACAUCUUGCAUUUGGUGCAAGACACACUUUGAGUACCGAAACUUGUAUUUGAACAAGAAUCUGGAGUGUCCUCGGUGCAAACAGGCAUUCCAGGCAACGGAGAUUUCUGCUCCAUAUUUACAAGCUCAGAGCUCACACUAUUGGAGCAUCUCCCAUAACACCGAGGAUCUAACAACAUACUUGAACCGUCUAAGAAGUGUCUCAUCCAAAACAAGGGUGGAGGAAUCGAAGAAGUAG
Messenger RNA from Andrographis paniculata, 666 nucleotides. Its product is annotated as J protein JJJ2-like. The transcript is spliced from 2 exons. The coding region runs from base 1 to 666 and encodes 221 amino acids. NCBI's taxonomy places the organism in Eukaryota, Viridiplantae, Streptophyta, Magnoliopsida, Lamiales, Acanthaceae. The record is from RefSeq and is a predicted model, not a curated record.